Medicago truncatula (barrel medic) is the source of this 1496-nucleotide messenger RNA. RefSeq names its product isoflavone-7-O-methyltransferase 9. Lineage: Eukaryota; Viridiplantae; Streptophyta; Magnoliopsida; Fabales; Fabaceae. The record is from RefSeq and is a predicted model, not a curated record. The transcript has 2 exons. Gene Ontology annotation, molecular function: protein dimerization activity; O-methyltransferase activity. The coding region runs from base 78 to 1151 and encodes 357 amino acids.
CUUUACUAUAUAAAGCAAAUCAAAUUCUAAAACCUCACAAAGACAUAAAAACAAACAAAAAAUCCACUUGCAAAAUAAUGGCUUCAUCAAUCAAUAACCGAAAACCAAGUGAAAUUUUUAAAGCACAAGCUUUAUUAUACAAAAACAUGUAUGCCUUUGUAGAUUCUAUGUCUCUGAAAUGGUCAAUUGAGAUGAACAUACCAAAUAUUAUCCACAAUCAUGGCAAACCAAUUACUCUUUCAAACUUAGUUUCAAUUCUUCAAAUUCCAUCAACCAAAGUCGAUAACGUGCAGCGUCUCAUGCGUUACCUCGCACACAAUGGAUUCUUUGAGAUAAUUACAAAUCAAGAAUUAGAAAAUGAAGAAGAAGCUUAUGCUCUCACUGUUGCUUCAGAGCUUCUUGUUAAAGGAACUGAACUUUGUUUAGCUCCAAUGGUUGAGUGUGUUCUUGAUCCAACACUUUCAACUUCAUUUCAUAACUUAAAGAAAUGGGUUUAUGAGGAAGAUCUCACUCUAUUUGCUGUCAAUUUAGGUUGUGAUUUAUGGGAGUUUCUUAACAAAAACCCUGAGUAUAAUACAUUAUACAAUGAUGCUUUGGCUAGUGAUUCCAAAAUGAUUAAUUUGGCAAUGAAAGAUUGCAAUUUGGUGUUUGAGGGGUUGGAAUCAAUUGUGGAUGUUGGUGGUGGAAAUGGAACAACUGGUAAGAUUAUUUGUGAGACAUUUCCUAAGUUGACUUGUGUUGUUUUUGAUCGUCCAAAGGUUGUAGAGAAUUUAUGUGGAAGUAACAAUUUGACAUAUGUUGGUGGGGACAUGUUCAUAUCUGUUCCUAAAGCUGAUGCUGUUUUGCUUAAGGCGGUUUUGCAUGAUUGGACUGAUAAGGAUUGCAUAAAGAUACUAAAGAAAUGUAAAGAAGCUGUUACAAGUGAUGGAAAAAGAGGAAAAGUGAUUGUGAUAGAUAUGGUAAUAAAUGAAAAGAAAGAUGAGAACCAACUUACUCAAAUAAAGCUACUCAUGAAUGUUACAAUUUCAUGUGUUAAUGGAAAAGAGAGAAAUGAGGAAGAAUGGAAAAAGCUCUUUAUAGAAGCAGGCUUCCAAGAUUACAAAAUAUCUCCUUUUACUGGAUUAAUGUCUCUUAUAGAGAUCUAUCCUUAAAAUACUAAUGGUUUAAUCCAUUUAGUAGUUUACAUGCUGUUAUAACAAAAUAAAUUUAUAAUAAGCACAACCCAUUUGGGUUGGUCUGGUGGUAUUGGCUUGGGAUCUUGAAGUGUGCUCCUUUUGAAGAUCUUAGGUUCGAUUCUCCAGCACUUGAUUGAUGUUGUGAACUUAAUAAAGUCACAUGUCUUAUGAUAAUUUGGGGAAGAAAGACACUGACCUUGACUUGUGUGAUUUUCUUGGACCUAAAUUGUGAUGUUUCCUUUGUAUAAAUUUUGAUUUUCGUAUUUUGUACCACAAUAAUAGCAAGAGCAAGUUAUUGAUAAAACAAAUGUUGGUGUUUUA